This is a messenger RNA of Ectocarpus sp. CCAP 1310/34, 3310 nucleotides long. Lineage: Eukaryota; Phaeophyceae; Ectocarpales; Ectocarpaceae. The record is from the annotation of a GenBank genome assembly.
GUUUUUUUUUUUGGGGGGGUCUCGAAACGUUUUCCGCAAUUUGACAACCUCCUCCGCGUGUUGUGUCCUGGCGCGCCGGUCGAUGUCGCGCCGGGGGGGUGUUUCGACGCCGAAUUCAAAUACGGCAACCAUUCCAGCAUUUUACCAUACAUACACUCCGCAGAUCAUUGACAAGAUCGUUUCGGAUGUUACGUUAGGUCGUGCUCUCGUCUUCGACGUGCAGUUCAUCCGUGAAAGUUUGGGUGUGCGUGUUUCCCCCCUUGGGGUGGUGGACGAUCCGAAAUUCCGCAUCAUUCAUGAUCGCACAUUCACAGCGGCUGGUGCGUAGUCUAGCGUCAAUGCAGAUACAGAUUUUGAUCGCCCCCCCGAGUGUCUGUUGGGACAUGUACUUUUCGAUAUCUUGUCGCGCGUCCUCUUUUUGCGCCAAUUGCACGGGCCGACUCUCGAGAUUUUGCUCUGCCGUGUUGACGUGCGUGAGGCUUUUCGCCAAGUGUUGAGUCGAUCCUUCGAGGGCGUCGGUAUUCGGAUACACGAUGGGGGACGUGGUCGUCAUCGACCUUCGUUGCCAGUUUGGUUGGCGUUCCAGCCCAGGUUUUUGGUCGCUGUUUGGUUCCGCUCUUGAGCAUGCACACACCCACACUACUUUUCAGACAGCUUCUGUGUUGCCUGCCGGAGUUGCGGCGGUUGAUCAUGUUCAGCUUGUUCCUCCCCAAAACCUCCCCGUAUCGUUACCGCGUGAUUGUGCCCAAAUUUCUAAGGAGGGCAGUUUCGCUGGUUCCGCGUUUGUUUUUCGUUCGGUAUUAUGUGGAUGACGGUGUGCUUGUCGAGGCGCGAUUUUUCACGGAUGGUCGUCGUUGCCUACGUGCAGUGCAGUCGAUCGCGUUGGACCAUUUCCGUCUGCUGGGACACCGGGGGCCAAACAAUCCUCCGUUGUUGUCUGCAAAGAUAAUCACCGAUUUUUCGACGCGUUUGGAGGUGUUGGGAUGGAUUUUUGACACGAAAACUCUCAGAGUGACCAUGCCUCUGCGAAAACAACAGAAAUUACACCGUUUGUUGGGCGAGUGGCCGCGGUCGCGUCGGUGUGCGACCGCCCGUCACGUCGCGGAAAUGACCGGUUUUCUUCUUCACGUGUCUUUUGCCUUGCGUCCAGGCAAAUUUUUCGUCGGCUGUCUGUUGGCUGACGUCGGCAUGCCGCAGUCCGAGGUGUUCCCUUCGCGUGUUUCUAACCCCAAUCGGCGUGUCGUGUUGGGGCCCAUGUUUCACGAUGAUUUGGAUUUUUGGAGCUGGUUUGUGCAGCGAGGUCUGGCGUCGCGUGGCGGCCAGUUGUGUGCACCGAUGUACAAUGUGGUGCUUCGUCCUCCGGUAACGGCUGUGUUUGCCGAUGCUUCCAAAACGGCGCUUGGAGCAUACUGCUGUGUGCAAACUGGGUGUUAUUUCCGGCGUGAUCUGACGUGUGACGAGCAGUCCCGCUUUGUGGGGUCUAGCAAGUCUGUAUCCGAGUGUGCCGAUGUCAGUAUCAAUGUUCUUGAGCUACUCGGCAUGGUCGCGGCGGCAUGGGUGUUGAUUGUGCAACAGCGUCAUGUGCCGGUGUCGGCUGGUGACUGUAUCCAGUUGCGGGGAGACAAUGAAGCGAGUGUGGCCUGGAUUGAGCGGUGUCGCGGAGGCAAGGAGCCGCGGUCAGGCGCGCUCAUGCGGAUGCUGGGGGCGAUUGAAGUGUCUAGCGGAUGGUUUUUCCAAUCGUCCCAUGUGCCUGGUGUGCUCAAUUCGCUUGCUGAUGGUAAAUCUCGCUGGCCUGCCGCUGAUGUGUACGACAACCUUUGUGCCGCUGCCCCCCAUGUACGAUGGCAGGAAUUGGAGUUGAAUCGAGCCGGGCAAGAGCUCUGCCGUGCUGGGGCCAGCCUCGUCCACCAGUCACUUGCGCGAACGUCUGAACGAACUUACCUGGGCCUUUUUGGANGAUGGUUUUUCCAAUCGUCCCAUGUGCCUGGUGUGCUCAAUUCGCUUGCUGAUGGUAAAUCUCGCUGGCCUGCCGCUGAUGUGUACGACAACCUUUGUGCCGCUGCCCCCCAUGUACGAUGGCAGGAAUUGGAGUUGAAUCGAGCCGGGCAAGAGCUCUGCCGUGCUGGGGCCAGCCUCGUCCACCAGUCACUUGCGCGAACGUCUGAACGAACUUACCUGGGCCUUUUUGGAGGCUGGGUGAAAUAUCGUGUGAUCGUGGUGCACCGGCCGGUUUUUUUAUUGCUGCCGAGGCUGUUCCGCGUGAUGUCGUUGCUCAAUUGCUUGAGUACGUCGCGUAUUGUUUUUCCGUUUUGGGUCUACAACAAUCGACGAUCGCUAGUCAUUUGUCCGCUUAAGUUCUUCCAUCGUGUGUCGGGUGAAGGGGAGCUUGAUACGCAGCAUCCGCUGGUGCGUUGUGCUUUAGGUGGGGCGGCGCGGGGGCAUGCCGACGUGGGCACACAGCAGCGGUUGCGACGGCCGGUGUCUUGGGCGAUGUUGCAACGGGGGAGUUCGCUGGUAUCGCAAUGGGGGGUAGGCGGGCGCGUUUUUUUUCUUGCGCUGAGUGCUUCUCUCUUCUUCCUGACGCGAGCAUCCGGAAUGUUUGCGGUGUCGAAAUUGUCUGUGCAUGAGGUUCAUGGAUUGCGUCGGGGGGACGUAGCGUUUUUUCGGGGGUUGGUCCAGCUGUUGCAGUCGGCGCAGUGGCCAUUGGCCGAUCGCGUGGAGGUACGUUUUCGUUCGUCGAAAGGGGACCAGUUUCGGAAGGGGGCGGUUUGCACGCGCACACGGCAAGGUCCGUGCUGUGGGGUUGACCGAGGGGGUGGUGCAGUGGAUGUCAUGGUGGAGCUGCUUUCUCUGUAUACCUUUUUGCCUUCGCAUGCGCCUCUCGUGGCUUUCGGUGUUGGUCAGGGUCAGUGGGCCAUUUGGACUAAGUGUCAAGCUACUGUGUGUGGCUCUUCGCCAAGUGGUUGCGUUGGCGGGUUUGCAGCCCGAGGAGUACGCGCUGCACUCCCUGAGAAUUGGGGGCGCAACUUUCUUGGCGGCGGGGGGUGCUUCGCCGGAGGUUCUUCGAAGGGAAGGGCGUUGGUCGGGGCAGAGUAGAUACCAGUGUUACGUUCGGAAUGUUGGGGGUGACGCUUCGUGGGUGUCAGAGGUGUUGGCGAACAAGGAGAAGGUGACUACACAGCCAGGGUAGGGUACCCGAUGGGGUGACGUGUGAAGGGCUUCCGUGGCACGUUGUGUAUGUCGAGAUCCUUGUUGUACCGAUGGUAUUUUGCUGUACAUAUUGUAGGUUGUACAUAUCGUAUGUUUUAUA